Messenger RNA from Panthera uncia (snow leopard), 489 nucleotides. RefSeq names its product diazepam binding inhibitor, acyl-CoA binding protein (gene DBI). Gene Ontology annotation, cellular component: mitochondrion. Gene Ontology annotation, biological process: fatty acid metabolic process. The record is from RefSeq and is a predicted model, not a curated record. Gene Ontology annotation, molecular function: fatty-acyl-CoA binding. Bases 108 to 371 code for a protein of 87 amino acids. Lineage: Eukaryota; Metazoa; Chordata; Mammalia; Carnivora; Felidae. The transcript has 4 exons.
CCGCCUGCAGCUGCGCCUCUAAAGGCGCUGCCAGUCGAGUCUUGUGCUACUGCUUCCUGCUCUUGGCCGCCUCGCUCACUCCCUGGAAUCCUUGCAACCCCGCCGGCAUGUCUCAGGCUGAGUUUGACAAAGCUGCUGAGGAUGUUAAGCACCUCAAGACCAAGCCAGCAGAUGAUGAGAUGUUGUUCAUCUACGGCCACUACAAACAAGCAACUGUGGGUGACAUAAACACAGAACGGCCUGGACUGUUGGAUCUCAAAGGCAAGGCCAAGUGGGAUGCCUGGAAUCAGCUGAAAGGGACUUCCAAGGAAGAUGCCAUGAAAGCUUACAUCAACAAAGUAGAAGAGCUAAAGAAAAAAUAUGGAAUAUAAGGAACUGGAUUUGGCUGCCGGCAAUGCAUUUCAUCUAAACUGAUAACCAUGCCUUGUUUUUCUAAUGCUGUGGAUGACGUGAAAUGAUGAAAAUAGCCCAUUAACCUAGAUCCUGAAG